Messenger RNA from Leptopilina heterotoma, 2938 nucleotides. Its product is annotated as gamma-tubulin complex component 2-like. The coding region runs from base 193 to 2721 and encodes 842 amino acids. Gene Ontology annotation, biological process: spindle assembly; microtubule nucleation; meiotic cell cycle. Gene Ontology annotation, cellular component: centrosome; gamma-tubulin small complex; equatorial microtubule organizing center. Gene Ontology annotation, molecular function: gamma-tubulin binding; microtubule minus-end binding. The record is from RefSeq and is a predicted model, not a curated record. The transcript has 16 exons. Lineage: Eukaryota; Metazoa; Arthropoda; Insecta; Hymenoptera; Figitidae.
GUUUAGUAGGUGUUUAUUUUGAAUGUUUCAUUAGAAGAACAUAACCCUUCAAAAUGUGUUUAUAUUUCGAAAGAUCGAAAUUAUAAUUUACUAUUUCUUAUAUUUUUAUAAUAAAUCCAAAUUACAUUUCUUUAAAGUAUUAUUCUUUGACACUGACAGUGUCUAAUGUAGAGUUUAAUACAAGUCAUCGUAAUGAGUGAAUUUAAACUUCAUCAUUUAGUUAAAGAAUUAAUUGAAUUAUUGGGAUCAUCUGCUCCACCAGAAAAAUAUGUAGAAAAAAUUCACAAGGAAGCGACAACUUCCCCUUCUGCAUUGAAUACAGUCGUUACACAAAGUUGUAUACGACAAGUAGCAAAAAAUGCCCCUAAUCCAGAAUUAUUUCUUCAAAAAUAUGAGGAACUUAAAUCAAAGAAGGUGGAUCUAUUGGGGCCCUUCACACAACUUUUGCAAUUUUUAACUCUGGAUGAGGAUUUAAAAGAAUCUUUAGCAAAAGUCAUAUUGACUUCAACAACCACACCUUCAUCAAAAUCAAUUACGGAAGAUGACUUGUCAAAGAUUCGCAAGAGUGUUAUAAAAGCCGCAGUUGAGGGUGAAAAGAAAUUUAGCAGGCAUGUUGGAACUGUUGGUAGACAUAGUGAUCAAGCAAUUGCAAGGCCGAAUUGGAUCAUAGAAAGGCCUCGAAUUUCUUGGGAUUUUCAUAACGACAUGUCCAUUGUUCCUUGUCAAAAGGCUGUGCCUAUUGUAUCUCAAGAAUCAGUACUACUCUGGGAUCUUUUGAACUGUUUGAAAGGAAUCGAUGGAACUUACAUAGUUUCAGAAUCCUUGAAAAGUCAGUAUGAUGCAGUUGUAUUCAAAAUAUCACCCGAUGUUGGUAUUUCAUACCGACAAUUGACGCAACAAAUUUUGCCAUUGGCUUCAUAUUAUUCAAUAACCGUUCGAUUUAUUGAGGAAAAAGAUUUACCCGAUUCAGGUCAAGUGAAUCACGCCUUAAGAAGUGCUUUGAGAUGUCUACUCAAAGAUUAUUUGUUGUUCCUGGUACAAUUAGAAAUGGAGCACAGACGUGGAAAACUGAAUUUACAGAAAAUGUGGUUCUAUAUUCAACCAACAAUGGCAACAAUGUCAAUUCUCUCACAGAUUACGUCAACUAUUUGUAAAGCAAAUGCCAGAGGUGGAAAAGUGUUGAGUUUACUUCACGAGCAGGUAAAUUCGAUGAGCGGAGACGCAAAGUGCAAAGAACUUUGUUUAUUUUUAAUAAAAGAAUCAAGUGUUCCAUAUAUGAAGAUGUUAGAAAAAUGGGUGUAUAAAGGUGUUAUCUACGAUCCAUAUCAAGAGUUUCUUGUAGAAGAUAACGAGCUUAUCCAAAGGGAAGAGCUUCCUAUGGAUUAUUCAGCGGAUUAUUGGGAAAAGAGGUACACAAUGAGACCUGAUAGGAUUCCAAUUUUUCUCAAUGAUCUUGCACAAACGAUUCUCAGAACUGGAAAAUACUUUAACGUCAUCAGGCAAUGUGGUAAAACUGUUGAAUAUAGAAAGCAAGAACCUCUGGUUUAUCAACAUCGUGAUCAAAAGUACAUUGCUAUUAUUGAUAGAGCUUAUUCCGAAGCGGCAAGAACAUUACUUGAAGUUCUAAUUCAGGAAAAUGAUUUAAUGGGAAGAUUGCGAAGCAUUAAAAGCUAUUUUCUUCUCGCUCAGGGUGAUUUUGUUGUGCAAUUUAUGAACCUUUGCGAAGCGGAAUUAAGCAAAAAUAUGGAUGACAUUGUAAUUCAUCGAUUGGCUUCACUUCUUGAAGUAGCUUUGCGUCUAUCGACUGCAGAUUCUGAUCCCUAUAAAGAUGAUUUGAAACCAGAAUUACUUCCCUACGAUCUUCAAUAUCAGAUGUUUAGAAUAUUGUUGAUUCAAACAAGCGAGGAGAAAGAAUUUUGCAUGCAAACAGAUAAAGUACUGAGUGGAUUAGAGGCAUUUGUUUUUAAUUACGAUUUAAAGUGGCCAGUUUCGUUAGUGAUCAACAGAAAAGCUAUAGCUUGCUACCAAAUGUUAUUUAGACAUUUGUUCUACUGCAAGCAUAUCGAAAGACUUCUUUGCAGAGUAUGGAUCAGCAACAAAAUCGCAAAGACUUUUACUCAUGAAGCUGCAAUGGCUUAUCGACAAGCUUUCUCUGUAAGGCAGCGAAUGUUAGAUUGCAUCCAACAUUUGGAAUAUUAUAUGAUGGUCGAGGUGAUCGAACCUAAUUGGCAAUUAUUUUUAAAUAAAAUGAGCAAAGUUACUAACGUCGAUGAUGUAUUGAGCGUACAUCAAGAUCUGCAGGACAGUUGCCUAAGAGAAUGUAUGCUCACAGAUCCCGAUCUGCUAACAUGCAUAACUGGAAUUUGCGCCACUUGUGUAGAAUUUUGUGAAUUUAUGCAGCAUAUGAGCCGCUACUUCGUCGAUGCUGAAUUGACUUCGAUGAUGGGCACCUGCCAAGACGACACCUCUGAACCUGAGACGGAUAUGAGUUUAUCAUCAAGCGCAGAUGGAACAAGUUUUGAAGAGAAAAUCAGUUUUCUUGACAAUAAAUUUACUGAGGUGCUGAUUCGUCUUUUGGAAAGAAUUUGUGACAUCGGCUGCGAUAAUAAUAACGAAAAAUUGCGCAACGUUUUAUGUCGGUUGGACUUUAACCAAUUUUAUGUACAAAAAAUUGCUGCUCGUGAUACAAGAAAAAGAACUUCUCAAGAUAUUUCGGGCUGAAAACAAUAUCUACUUUUUUAAAAAUUCGAAAAAGGCCAUCUUCACUGUUUAUUUUGUAUGAAAUCAAACAAGUUGUUGAAAUUUAACAUUAAGCAGUUGUGAAUCUCUACGUUCCUUUUUAGUGUACAAGCACACGCAUCUCUAAUACUAUUAAAUUAUUAUACAAAUUUAAUCUCUCUGAUCCAUUUCUUAGAAGACAAAAUUUUUCAUGAUAAUA